AGAUCUUGCAGCGGUUGUUCCGUUCCCUGGCAAUUGUCGCUCAACCAGUCCUCUUAUCCAGGAAUCAAUCAGCGCUUAGCAUUCCUGGACGAUAUCUGCGACACAGCAGACAACAUUGCCCUUGCCUGCCCGCGAUGGCUUCCAGCGGAACAAUGAGGGGCACGCCCAAGGGACGGGGCACAGUGCCUGCCUUCACCAACAGUCCCGCAUCCAAUAUUCCACGUCCAGCUUUCGAAUCACAUCCCAGCGCCUCCCAGAGCGAAGCCGGAGGAUCAACAAUGAGUGCCAGCAGACAGAAGCAAUCCAAGAGAGAUGAGGCCAUUCGGAGGAAGAUUGAGACGGACCUCAGCAAGAAGAAGCACACCACUGGCCGAGCACGCCAAACACGAAAAGCUCCCCCCGGAACUGUCCUUGCCCUUCGGCCGAGUCAAGCCCUCCAGAUCAAACCGAAUACCACUGUCGCUGAGGCGGCACAGUUGAUGGCAGCCAAGAGGGAAGACUGCGUGCUGGUCACCGACGAUGAUGACCGAAUUGCCGGUAUAUUUACAGCCAAGGAUCUGGCAUUCCGAGUUGUCGGAGCCGGCAUCAAAGCCAGCAAUGUUACGAUUGCAGAGAUCAUGACCAAGAAUCCUCUAUGUGCGCGAACAGACACAAGUGCUACCGAUGCAUUGGACCUCAUGGUGAGGAAGGGCUUCAGACAUCUGCCAGUAAUGGAUGAAAACCAAGAUAUUUCAGGUAUCCUGGAUAUCACCAAGUGUUUCUACGAUGCUAUGGAAAAGCUUGAGCGUGCCUACAGCUCAUCAAGGAAACUCUACGAUGCAUUAGAGGGUGUUCAAUCGGAAUUGGGAUCGAGUCAACCACAGCAGAUCAUUCAAUAUGUUGAGGCUCUGCGAUCGAAGAUGUCUGGGCCCACUUUGGAGUCGGUGCUGGAUGGGAAACCCCCCACGACGGUCUCCGUGCGAACCUCGGUGAAAGAGGCCGCAGCUCUGAUGAAGGAGAACCACACCACUGCUGUCCUUGUUCAAGAUCAAGGUUCUAUUACUGGUAUCUUCACCAGCAAGGAUGUUGUGCUGCGUGUCAUUGCUCCUGGGCUAGACCCUGCAAACUGUAGUGUCGUUCGUGUCAUGACCCCACAUCCAGAUUUUGCUCCUAUGGAUAUGAGCAUUCAAGCUGCCCUGAGGAAAAUGCACGUAGAUGGCCAUUACCUGAACUUACCCGUGAUGAACGAGGCUGGGGAGAUUGUCGGCAUGGUGGAUGUCCUCAAGUUGACCUAUGCCACCCUGGAGCAAAUCAACACCAUGUCCACUGGAGACAGUGAAGGACCGGCCUGGAACAAAUUCUGGCUUUCACUUGAGAACGAGACCGAAUCUGUGAUGUCUGGAGAAGGCAGCCAUCACCACAGCCAUGCUCAUGGCGGACGAUCAUUAAUGUCGCCGGACUUGUCUCGAGGUCAUGAGAAGAUUGUCGAUGCCAGCGUUGCUCCCGGAGACUCUGCAUCACAUACCGGAGCUGAAUCACCUGCUCAUUCCGUUGUCACGGGACCGGCCGAGACACCAGCAGAGGAAGUUCCUUUCCCAUUUAAAUUCAAGGCUCCUAGCGGUCGAGUCCACAGACUUCAGGUCAUUGCUGCUCAUGGAAUGGGAGAGCUCAUCGCCGCUGUGAUUGCAAAGUUAGGGUCGGAGGUCGAUGUAGUCGGGGGUGCAGCUACCUUCGAGGACGGCAAGCUUGGUGUAUCAGGUUUUGCUCUCAGCUACCUGGACGAUGACGGAGAUACCGUUUCCAUCACUACGGAUCAUGAUCUUUUGGAAGCAAUUAUCAUUGCUAGACAAGGCCAUCGGGAUAAGGUUGAUCUGUUCGUUCAUGAUCCGGAGAAGCCCCCGAUCUCAGCAACACUGGAUCCUCACCCUGUUAUUGCCUCUCAACCAACGCCGCCACCAUCUACGACCAGAGAGAGGAAGAGGGUGGUUUCUGAUGAGGAAGGCAGUGAAGAAGAAGUGCCGGUUCGACGGACGAAGAGAGCCGCGCCUGCACCAGUACCAGAGCAGGUGAUUGCUGGUGUGCCAAAUGAGCUGCUGUUGCCAGGAGCGAUAGUGACUCUUGCUGUUGUUAUUGUUGGGGUGUUUGCUUUGACCAGGGCUACGAGUCGUUAA
Messenger RNA from Hyaloscypha bicolor E, 2150 nucleotides. RefSeq names its product CBS-domain-containing protein. NCBI's taxonomy places the organism in Eukaryota, Fungi, Ascomycota, Leotiomycetes, Helotiales, Hyaloscyphaceae. Bases 135 to 2150 code for a protein of 671 amino acids. Gene Ontology annotation, molecular function: protein binding. The transcript is spliced from 3 exons. The record is from RefSeq and is a predicted model, not a curated record.